AGAACAUCGCCGGGGCAUUCCUGAAUUAAUCCAGGCUGCGCUUCAGAGAAGAGAACAAGAGACAGGUGUAACUGGGUGGGAAAAAACCCACCAUGCUAGUGAAGCUUUUGCUCAUCUGUAAUACAAUAGGGUUGGCAAAGCUGGUCAAACACUCAGACCAUCAUGGACAUCAUGAUGAUUCAGUGCACAAGCCACGAGUUUAUGAGACCUCUGUGUACCCCCAGAGGACUCCUCUGUCACACGAGGAAGAAGGUUAUUGGGAGGCAGAAGGGCUCAGGGACGAUACUCAAGAUUACCCUUCAAGUAUGAUCUCCUCACGUCAGGAAGAGAGAGAGGAUUUUGAAGCUGCGAGCCCACAGUCCCGAAACGGGAACUGGUGUUCCUUCAUGCAGUCCCGGCUGGUAACAUACAUAGAAGCCUGCAUGAAGGAGAAGUACAUUGUCAACUCCCAACAGCCCUGUCUAAACGGAGCACCAGACUGCCAGAAGAUCAUGUACAGGACAGCUCUGAAGCCGGUCUAUCAAGUGAAACAGAAGGUUUUGAAGUCUCUGCAGUGGAAAUGCUGCCCUGGAUUUAUUGGCAAGGACUGUGAACAGCGUGAUCCCCAUUUUAUUCUGGUGCCAGGAAGUCAAACUGAAGGACGGGGAGAAGAGGAGUUCUCAAACCACAUGUCAACAUCUGUGGAUUCAAGAGAAAUGUUGGAAGUCAUUCAAAAUCAUGAGGCAUUACUGGAUGAUCUUCAAAGUGAUAUUCAUCAAGCAGUCAGCAACUUAGGUGACUUACAGAGAAUAUUUGAAAACAACGGUACAAGCAUGGUGUUAGAAGUGAACCAGAGCAAUUCAGAUCUACAGGAAAGGCUUCUGCAGCAAGUUUUGUUUCCCCAUGUGGAGAAUUUUCUAAGGAAACAUUUUAACCCAAUGUGGGCAAGCUUCAACAGAAGCUUACAGAACCUCUCGAACAUGGUAAGAAACCUGUCCCGUGAUGUGGAAGCCAACAAGAAAAGCAUAGAAAGAUUCCAAGAGAGCACUGUGCCCAAGAAGGAAUUCCAGGAGCUGGGAACUAAGUUUGAAUCAAAAGUCCAAGAAAACGUGGUGAAAGUUGAUCAGGUGAAAAGAGAUAUAGAGAAGCAAUUGCAAAUGCAGCAGGCUAGUAUUCACUAUAAUCUCACCGCGAUCAAGGCAGAUACUGACACAAAGCUCAAGAAGUUUCAUAAGAUACAGCAGUCCCAUUUCUUAGCCUUGAACAACAGCAUAGCAAACAUGAAACAAGAGCAAAACAAUCUUGAAAAUAAAUUUGAGACUUUGAAAAAAAAUUUAACAGAACUCUCUUCACAUCAUGGUCCCAAAGAUGAAAAUACCCAGUUAACCAUCAGACAAAUAAACGACAUUCUGGCAGGGCAUGCAAAGCAGCUUAAAGAACUUUACAUGGAGUCAGAUGUGGCCUUUCAGAAUAUUGCAGUUUUAGAGAGGUGGUUUAAGGAGUUGAAAAAAAAUAUCUCAAAGUAUAGGCCAGAAGAUCUUACAAUAACUUUAAUGGAGAAAUCACUUAUUAUGGAAGAAAACAAAGCAGCAAUGGAAAGGCAGAUAUCAGAGCUCAACUACACUCUCUCAAAUCUUCGGGAAAACUAUUCAGAUCUGUUGAGGUACAUGGAGGAAUGUAAUUGCCAGAGAAUAUCUUCUGACACUGAUGUACUGGAGGAAGAUUUAAAGAAUAUCACUUAUUCCCUUGAAGGCACCCAAUCAAACUUAAAGGAUAUGAAGCACUUAGAGUCAGUUUUCAGAGAUCUCUUGAGGAAUGAAAUUGAAGAGCUCUCCUCAGCUUUUCCAUCUAUCCAUCAGUCCCUUAAUCUCCGUCAAGAAGAAAAUAGGCAGCUUCAGUCACAAGUUAUGGUUUUUUCAGAAGACAUAGGCUUCUUGAAGAAGAAAGAUGAAGAAAUUCAUCGACACAUCAAGUACCUCAACAGUUCUUUUGGCUCUCUUUUGGAAGAUGCCAUGCGGCACGAAGCAGCACUGGAGGCUUUACUGGGAGAAGAAUUUAUGGAAGUGUUGUUUGAAGAAGAUCCUAGUAUUCUAAUAUCAUCAGUAUUUCAGCUGCAAGAGUCUUUCAGACAUAUCUCAGAUAAACUCCAAGAACAAAAUGUGACUUUAGAAUCUCUUAUAAAGAGAUUUCAUCUCUUGGAGAGAGGUCAACAGAAUAAUCAUGAUGCUCGUACAUCUCCUAAGCAUCCCAAAGAAGAAACACAAACAUCCUCUACUCUAGAUGACGUUAGUAGUCAACGCAGCAUAGUAGAACAUAUGGAACCUAACUAUGAGGCUGCCAAAGAUGACUCCUUGGAUAGCUCAGCUUACAAUGAUAUCAUGACUCUGAAGAAUGAUAUCAAACACCUGAGCCUGGCAAUCAAGAGGCAUGAAUCCAGAAGUAACAUGAAUCUCUGCUGCAAUCAUACAAUAGCAAAUGCAAUUGAGCCACUCAACAUUUCUGUGGAAAUUCUCUCAGCAGAUUUAGUAACCAUCAAGCGGAAGCUGGAGGAACACCUGCUGAUUUUUAAAAAGCUAUUUGGAAGCAAUGAAGAAUUAGCUGCCUCAAAUAUAAGUCUGGAUGUUACAAAGAUUCAGUCAAUGCUGACCAGAAAAGUGAGAAGGCAACAGAAAGGUCAAGACAAGCAAAGAGACAAGAAAAAGCCUGAGAAGCACAGAGAAAAUAUGCAAAUGAUAAGCGGAAGAAAUACGGUGCAGACAGAACUUUUGGAAAAAGACUCAUUGGUGGCAUUCCAUGUGGGAUUCUCAGAAGGAAAGGAUAAAGAAAAAACUCUGAGGUUUAAUGAAACUUAUCUCAAUUAUGGAAACAGCUAUUUCCCUGAACAUGGCUACUUUAAAGCACCGCAUAAAGGCGUCUACCUGUUUGUCAUCUCUGUGGAGUUUAGUUCAGGACCAGCAUUAGGACAACUCUCCUUUAGCCGUGGGUACAAAAAAACUCUCUCAAGUAGUCAGAGGAAAACACCAAAUGGAAACACCAUGACUACUUUUGCUAUGGCAGAAAUGGAGAAGGGGGAGAAAGUAUGCUUUGAAUUGCUGCAGGGCUCUGUAGUGAAACGGAGUCCACCUGGGACAACAAUGGGUGGAUUCUUAAUAUUUAAAACUUGAAUAGUGACAUUUUGUUUUGUUGAUAUCUUUCCAUAGAUGCAAUGGAUCAAUUCACUAUUGCUUCAUCUGUGAUGUAUUCAAUCCUACUGCAUGUGUUUAAACAUAGCACUACCCUAGAUUUGUCUUCAUGCUUCUUUUCUGGAAGUGUUUGGCUUUUGAUUAGUUGCUUAUGAGCAGCAAUGGUAUUUUCUUUCAAGCGGUGAGCUAAUGGUUUGGAGUCCAAAUGUAUCAGCACACACAUUCCCAAACUCUUCCACUGUGAGAAUUGCACCUAAUUAGAAAAAAUGUUUUGUGGGACUUUCUUCACUUAGAACACAAAAUUUCUCCUUUCCCAUGGCAAAUACCCCCACCACUGGCAAGGAAAAGAUUUUAGGAAGGACUGUAUAUAUCAACUCUCAUAUUUUGUGAAUAGUAGCUUAAAACCAAGCAGCCAGGACAAUUUUACCUUUUAGUUCUCUGUAGACCACAGGCAGUCACAGACUGUCUUGGAAACUUCCGCAACCCAACUCCAAUUCAAUGUUUCAGUCUGUGCACAACAUGAACACGAGAAGAGAUCGAUCAAACCCAGUAAGAUGCACCCUACGCAAGUAUUCCUCAGCAAGGAUCUUAGAAAUGGCCCGGUCUUUUUGCUUCUGGGCCUGUGUUGUAUUUCAACUACACUGCAAAAAUUUAGGAGUAACAUAACAUUGUUAACGUAAAUUACAUCUACAUUUAGACAUCAGGAAAAUGUCAACAAUAUUCAAAAAAUAUCGGUGAAAAUGCAGUUUAUUUCUAAAGAUAAUCCUGAAGAAUAUCGUGAAUUCAGCCCAGAGUUCAGCAUUUAGUAAACAGUUUAAAACCAAGCAAGCAAGCAAAUAAAAAUAACAGCAAAAAGGAGAGCUCAUUGGUCUGCUGUCAUUGUUGGACAUAAAAUAAAUUUGUAAUUAGAGUAAACCAAAAAGUAGAAAUUCUGAACUGUGGCCUUUUUUGAAUUUCCAAAAUCUCAAGAUGACCACGUCUGGUCAUGUCCUAAACUUUUCUUCUGUCAAAUAAAAAUAUCCCAAAGGCUUUCAUUUCAAAGAAGUUCAAUUAUUGUAGUAUUUUUCCUUGUCUAUCCUAAUGCCUUACAAAACAGUAUUAAAACAAUUACAUUUACCAAAAAUGAAAUGCAUUUAGAAAUUCCCAAUAUUUAGGAUGAAAGAGGUAAAUUCUUAUUAUGUAUUUUAUGCCCUUUUAAGGUAGCAUUUUCUAACAAAUCUAUCCUGCUGUUAAGGGGUUUUCUCCCCACCCACUUGUAUUCUAAGCAACACUAAACUAAAAAAUUAUUAAAAACCACAUCGGUACCAAUACACAUUGCACUUAAGACAACAGUUUGACAAGCAGACAAUAUGUACCUUUUGAAAUAAAGCUACAAAUCAGUUUUGGCUACUGACUUGCUGAGAAGGUUGUUCUUCUCCAUCCCAAAAAAUCCAACAAAGCAAAUGACUAAAAAUGAUCUCCCAUCUACUCCUAGCCAAUGCCGAUUUUCACAGGAGAUUAACGGGCCAAGCCUCCCCAUUUAUCUAGCACGGAGCCACAUCUUGCACUGCUCUGCGGCAGGCAGUACAAAGCGCCCGCAAGCUCAGCGUCAUUUUCUGUCCCACAGAUUGCUCAAAUAUCUGAGGGAAGGAAGAGGAGAAAAAUUUGAAGAGGUGCAAUGUCAAACAGGAAGAAAAGCAUCAAAUUGUAAGAUUGGGUUCUUUCGGUACAAAGCUGCUGUCCUGUAGUGACCCAGACGUUUUUACCGGUGCUCCUCCAAUUAUGGGCUUUUGUGGUGGCAGCGUUCUGCAGGGCCAAGCCAAGCGUGCUGCCCAGGUCUGGGUAGCUCAGGGAACACCCCAUCUUCGGUGCACACCAAUUCUGCAGCUACCAGCUAAGUUCCACAAUUAAAUACAGACAGGGGAUAUAUAUAUUUAAAACCACUUCGCUUGUUUUUAAAGCUUUGACAGAAAGCUUCAGCUGGAACAAAAACCAUACAGCUACUUGGAAAAGGACAUGGCAGGUAGUAGAUAGGAUAGCAGCUCAUCCAGACAGGACUUUUAAAGGUUUGGCAUCCUUGUGCUUACCAGAGUUUACUUUUGUUGAAGAAUAAACCAGGCAAGUUCACAGAUCAUCCAGAGUGAACACAAUGUUAAUAUAAAGAUGUUUUCAUAUUUGUAUUCUUCAAAUAUGUGCUUAAGUUAGCCACCUGCAUAUACAAAGAAGACAUGCUUGACUGGAACACACUCAUUUUUAGACUAUGACGCAAAAAAAUAACAAAAGAUAAUGGAUUAAAACAUUCUAUUGGCUGCAUAAGCCAGGACGCCUGACUUGCUUCUCAGGUGACACGAGAAAAGAUGAUUAAGCUACUGGGUUGUGUUGUGGAUUUUUUUUUUUUUAAAAUGAAUACAUUAGCUUUUUAAUAAACUUGCAUCUAAACCACCUCUCAAGUACAAGCAAACUAUUUUACUGCUGGUAUAAAUUUCUCUAACCACCCCACCCCCAAACACUUGUUUUGUUGCUCAUGUUUUUUUGGGGGGUUGGUUUGUUGGUUAUUUUGUAAGAUUAACACAGCCCCAUCACCAUGACCUGCAUUUUUAGGCAACAGACUACUGAAGGAAACCAUUUUAAUGAAGAGACAGCAGACUCCAGAUUAGGACCUAAAGGAAAGAAAAAUUUGGCACAAAAAUGGCAAGAGGACAAGGAUGAUUAAUUGACAAUUUUAAAAAAAUAGCUAUUGGUUGGCUCAGUGGAUUAAGAAUAGGGGAUUUUCAAACAUGAAAAACAAACUGAAGCUGACCGUAGGCAUUAGGAAAAUAGAGUUGUCUGCAAGAACAGACAAGUUGCCUCAGUUUAUCUCAUAGCAGACCACCUAGACCAGCAUGCCUGAUGGCAGUUUCAGCCAAGCACCAAUAGGCACAGAAACAUGUAUGCUCACUCCAAGGUAUAGAUGUAUACAUCUCGUCAACCUGAGCCUCAUAUUUAAAAAAAAAAAGCUUCCAACUUCUCUUAGUACUUCCCAGAAGUCCGGUAACUGCCAGAAAAUGUUGCCGAUAGCUCAGGUUUCUGGAUUUCCAGAUCAAACCACUAAGCUUUAUAAAAUUAUAAAAAAGCUGUGCAUCUUAAUGCCUUCGCAUAAUUAUUUUGUUACUGAAACUUUUACUGCUUUAUGAAUGUCGGUAUCUUAUAGUGCUUUACAUUUUAAAAUUAAAGUCUCCUAAU
Molecule: messenger RNA, 6362 nt
Organism: Aptenodytes forsteri (emperor penguin)
Lineage: Eukaryota; Metazoa; Chordata; Aves; Sphenisciformes; Spheniscidae
Gene: MMRN2
Product: multimerin 2
Exons: 7
Coding region: 93-3143 (1016 amino acids)
Biological process (GO): negative regulation of vascular endothelial growth factor receptor signaling pathway; negative regulation of cell migration involved in sprouting angiogenesis
Molecular function (GO): protein binding
Source: RefSeq, a predicted model, not a curated record